Messenger RNA from Verruconis gallopava, 1527 nucleotides. RefSeq lists its product as uncharacterized. Gene Ontology annotation, cellular component: mitochondrion. Bases 50 to 1336 code for a protein of 428 amino acids. The transcript has a single exon. The record is from RefSeq and is a predicted model, not a curated record. Lineage: Eukaryota; Fungi; Ascomycota; Dothideomycetes; Venturiales; Sympoventuriaceae.
CUAUUUUUCUUUUGAUUUUUAUUGUUUAUCCUUCCAAACUACAAACUAUAUGAUGAGGAUCCCGUGCCCUUCAAAUGCGUUUCUGCGGGCCUCCGCUAUACAAAUUGAUUCCAGUCUUACCCCGUUCUUGUAUCAAACGGCGACGAUCCAGCAAUGGAUCGCGCCGUACGCCCAAGUACGUCCUCGACGCGAACAGCGACAUGCAUCUACGGCGCAGGCGCGAACUUUACCUGGAAAGCCUAUCGAAUUAGUCUCCGACCCUGCCGUCGACGCUCCGGAUGGGAGCGUGCGAUCCACAAUCUCCAGCUCUGAGAAACGCGUUUUCGCAAAGCUGCUGGAUCCGUCGUACGAUCCAAGGGCGGACAUCAAAGCACGCGCAAAAUCACCAUCGAAGAUUGGGAAGACCAGGUCUAAAGAAGUUUCGAUCAAUGCGGAUCAACUGCGAAUCAACGAUGCGUAUCUUCAGGCGCAACACCAGCAGCUGCUGGCCGCGAAGAGGAAAGCAUCUGCCGCGCAUCAGGAGCAGGUGAGCCAGCUCCAGGCGGCCCAAGACCUGCCGUACACGGAAGAGACGGAAACGAUGCGGCAGCAGAGGGAGCAGAUGUUUGCAACAGCAAAGCUGCAGUUCUCUCGCGCCAGGACGGACAAGGAACUGCUGCAACUACUCGACAAGUGGGCAUUCGACGUGUUCAGAAAGUACUUUUCGCUCGGGCAAGCCGGGCACCAGGAUGCGAAGAAAGGCGCGGAGCCGGAGCAGAAGGAAUGGACGCUUCAGUUGCAGGCCAACUUCCUGACGCAAAACUACCCGCUGCUGCUCGUCGCGUUCCUGGACGAGCUGCGCGACAACUUCCCCUCCUCGCAGCUGGCCUUCUCGAUUCUGCCCAUGGUCAAGUCUCUCGGUCUGCAGUCGUACGCGCUCGGCGCGAGCACGCAGCUGUACAACGGCAUCAUUCUCGACACGUGGCGGAUCUUCUCCGACUUUCACCGCAUCAACGAGCUGCUUAUCGAGAUGGAGAACGCCGGUCUCGAGUUCGACUACGACACGCUCGAAGUGCUGGCGAAGAUCAGGAGACAGGGCGACCGCAUCCUCAAGGGCGACCGUGGCGAGCUGCUCAAGAGGGUGUGGCAGUUGGACAGUAUGAUGAGCGGAUGGACGACGGUCGUGGGCUGGAUCCCCAAGGUCAAGGACAGUCUGGAGAGAGAAGAACUGAGGCGGGCAAAUGAGAGUGCGGAGUCGGAAAUUGAGGAUUCUGUUAGCGGGGAGGAAUGGAACGAGGAGUUUGGAGAUGUGGACCAUCAGGAUGAUCGGAAACGAGCGACCACUUCACUUGGGUAGUUCCUUCUGUGCUUCUUGCAGGUGAACGUAUAGUUUUCCUUUUUAUUCGACUCCACUCAGAUAAAGCAAAGCUAGUUCGCUGCAAAUCGUCACUCCUCGUGUGAGAAGAGUGAUCGUGUAUAUACAUGGCCUUUAGAGUAUUUUCUUGGCGAAUUCAGGGAGAUGGGGCUCUUUUCUGAGCCACAGAUUUA